Scatophagus argus is the source of this 5392-nucleotide messenger RNA. It is a transcript of the gene itgb5, whose product is annotated as integrin, beta 5. The transcript is spliced from 16 exons. Gene Ontology annotation, cellular component: cell surface; integrin complex; focal adhesion. Gene Ontology annotation, biological process: integrin-mediated signaling pathway; cell adhesion mediated by integrin; cell-matrix adhesion. Bases 818 to 3229 code for a protein of 803 amino acids. Gene Ontology annotation, molecular function: integrin binding. Lineage: Eukaryota; Metazoa; Chordata; Actinopteri; Scatophagidae. The record is from RefSeq and is a predicted model, not a curated record.
CUCUGACCCAAAGAAGCUGGGGGUGGGCCAGUUUGUACGCAGUAAACCGACGCCUUUUUGACGCUACUACAUACGAACGUCUCGGAACUGCUCAGUUGUGUUGUUGAACAACUAACUAUAACCCCCCCUACCGUUCCUGGACCAGUUCUUGGGAGCCACCACUAGGUGUCCGCACCAACUGCGGGCAAACCCUGCGGGUGUCAACCGCAACGGUGCCGGCUGUAACGAACGGGUUAAUGUAAUCCGUAUUUGGGAGUGGGCGGAGAUUCCAGCUGGGACGCAAACCGGACGAACCGAGAACACAAGCAACUCAAAUCUGGGAGAGAAAAUCACUGCUGGAGUUGUGUAUGUUUAUUUGUUUAUCUGUCGGCCCUUUUUGUUUCCUCUUUUUCUUCACGUCUGAACACACUGUAACGGAAUCGGAGUGAGGAAGGCCGUGAAAUCAAUGGAGAAGUUGAGGAGUUGCUGUCAGCUAUGGGUGAAGAAGUAGACAAGACGUGGAAGGCAGUAGAGGCGUCCAACCAGAGACACUCGACGGACCGGAGUUCAAACAGCAGACCAGCAGGACUGUGUGGAGCUCUCUGUGCCUGCACAUUUUAACAAUGGAAACCCGUCUGCUUUCACCCAGAUCCUCCAUUGUGAGCAGAAUUUAAGCGCUUCGGUGGAGCUGAGAUGGUCUAAGCGCGCUUUACUCUUUUGGUUUGCACCAAUAGCCAGGACUACAUUCAAUGAGAGGUCUGGUGGUAAAGUAGUACAUCUGUGUCAGCUGCGAACUGAGCUACAGAUCUGGUAUUUCACAAAAGCGUUGAGGCGCACCAUGUGGAACCCGAGGACGUGGAUGUGGCGAGCGGCUCUGUGCUGCGUGCUUCUGCAAACAUUUCUGCACAGUGCCAGAGGUCUCAACAUGUGUAUGAGUGGCAGUGCUACGUCCUGUGAAGAAUGCCUCCUGAUUCACCCCAGUUGCGCCUGGUGCGCACAAGAGGAUUUUGGCAGGGGACGGACUCUGACAUCAAGAUGCGAUUUUAUUCAAAACUUAGAGAAGAGGGGCUGUGGGGCACAGUUCAUUGAAUACCCCAAAAGCAGCAUAUCCGUCCUGCAGAACAUUCCCCUGAGUUCGAAAGGGUCCGGCUUGACCCAGUACGAUGUCGUCCAGAUCAUGCCUCAGAAGAUCUCUCUCAGCCUGAGGCCUGGAGACCAGACGUGGUUUGGCCUGCAGGUACGGCAGGUGGAGGACUACCCGGUGGAUCUCUACUACCUGAUGGACCUCUCUCUUUCCAUGAAAGAUGAUCUGGACACCAUCCGUAACUUGGGUACAAAGCUGGCCCUGGAGAUGGGCAAGCUCACCAGCAACUUCAGACUGGGCUUUGGUUCCUUUGUGGACAAAAACAUGUCCCCCUUCUCAUACACAGCUCCAAAGUAUCAGGAGAAUCCGUGCAAUGGAUACAAACUGUUCCCCAACUGCGUCCCUACCUUCGGUUUCCGCCACAUCCUCCCGCUGACAGACAAAGUGGACCGUUUUAAUGAAGAAGUGCAGAAGCAGAUGGUAUCUCGCAACCGGGACGCACCGGAGGGGGGAUUUGACGCCAUCCUGCAGGCUGCUGUUUGUAAGAAGGAGAUAGGUUGGAGAAAGGAGGCCUACCACCUGCUGGUGUUCGCCACAGAUGAUGUGCCUCACCUUGCUCUGGACGGCAGGCUGGGAGGCCUCGUCCAGCCCCACGAUGGACAGUGUCACCUUAAUGACCAGAAUGAGUACAGCGCUUCCACACAGAUGGACUAUCCUUCUCUGGCUCUUCUGGGGGAGAAACUGGCAGAAAAUAACAUCUUUCUCAUCUUCGCUGUGACAAAACGGCUGUAUGUUAUUUAUAAGAAUUUCACUGCACUCAUUCCUGGGACAACAGUGGAAAUCCUGGACCUGGACUCUAAGAAUGUAAUUCAGCUGAUCAUCACAGCCUACAAUAACAUCCGAUCUAAAGUGGAGCUUUCAGUGUGGGAUCACCCAGAGGACAUCAGUCUUUCCUUCACUGCCACCUGUCAGGAUGGAAAUCCGCUGCCGGGCCUCAGGAAGUGUGCCGACUUGAAGAUAGGCGACACUGUGUCGUUCAAUGUGAGCGUUGAGGCAAGGGGCUGCCCUCCCCACGGCACCAACCAGAGCUUCACCAUCAAGCCUGUGGGCUUCAAAGACCGCCUGGAGGUGACAGUGGAUUAUCAGUGUGACUGCGGCUGCAGUCGAGCCGCACAAGCCAACAGCAGCAUCUGCAGCUCCAUAGGUACUUAUAACUGUGGGACUUGUCACUGUGAGCCGGGCUACCUGGGCGCCCGCUGUGAGUGCCAGGAGGGCGAAGCCAGCAGCAUGUACCUGAGCGCCUGCCGAGAAGCCGAGGGCAAGCAGGUCUGCAGCGGGCGAGGAGAGUGCAUCUGCAACCAGUGUCUGUGCUACGAGUCUGAAUUCGGCAAGAUUUACGGCAGCUUCUGCGAGUGUGACGACUUCUCCUGCGCCCGACACAAAGGCAUCCUCUGCUCAGGUCAUGGAGAAUGUCACUGUGGGGAGUGUAAAUGCCACGCUGGUUACAUCGGCGACAACUGUAACUGCUCCACAGAGACGUCGUCCUGCAUUUCAGAUGACGGACAGAUGUGCAGCGGCCGAGGCAGCUGUGUGUGUGGCCGCUGUCAGUGCACUGAGCCAGGGGCCUUCGGGGAUACCUGCGAGAAAUGCCCCACCUGCCCUGAUGCCUGUGGCACUAAAAGGGAGUGUAUCGAGUGCCGGCUUUUCAACUCAGGAAGGCUUGCUGACAACCAGACUUGCCAGCGCCUGUGCAAGGAUGAAAUCAUCACUGUGGAGACCCUCAAAACUGAAGACUCUGGCGCUGUGCUUUGUCUCUAUAAGACAGACAACGACUGUGUCAUGAAGUUUACGUAUUCUGAGCAUGCCAGCGGACAGUCCGUCCUCACAGCUCUAAAGGAGCCAGAGUGUGGUAGUGGGCCAGAUGCUCUGAUGGUGCUGCUCGCCGUGGUCGGCAGCAUCCUGCUGGUGGGAGUGGUGCUGCUUGCUGCCUGGAAGUUAGUCAUCACCGUUCAUGACCGGCGAGAGUUCGCGCGCUUCCAGAGUGCACGUUCACGGGCCAGAUAUGAGAUGGCCUCCAACCCUCUGUAUAAGCAGCCUGUCUCGACGCAUUUUGUGGAAACAGAUUUCAACAUGUAUGGGAAGUCUUAUAAUGGAGGGGUCCACUGAUCGCUCAGCACAGGGCGCGGCAGGACCGGUCCAACAAACAGAUCCCCGGAGGACGGGGGCCGCGGUGGACUGAACCCCACUCAUCCCUCUGGCCGGUUCACAACAGAAAUGAAGUGAACUAGACUGUCUCAGAGGGGUAAUCUGUGGCCUUUUUAUCUUUACGGAGGAGAUUCAAGCCUGCCACUGAAAUGUGAUGUGACCUUUUUCUUUCCUUCAUCUGUGAGUGUUUCACUGACAGCAGUGGCGGUCGUGGAAGAGCAAUGAAGAAUGGACUCCUUGGUCUUGAUUAGUGAGAGCGACAAAAAGAGAGUGGAGUUAGUGGUGAGUUUGUCUGCAGUUAAACAACUUAAACUCUCUGGUGAAAACCAGAACUCCCACCACACAGUCAUUCUUUGUACAGAGCAGGCAGGACAUUGGCUUAUAUUUGUAUAUUUUUAUAAACACUAAAAUGCCUUUUUUUUUAGUAUGAACUAUGCACACAGCAGAACUUUAAACAAUUAAAAUAUCACUCAAUUUCAAAUUCGCCAGAUUAUUGAAAAGCACAUAUUUCUGAAGGUGGCUACGAUGGUGUUUUCAUACUACUAACAUUUACUAAGCAAUAGACUUCAUACUUUUGUACCAGUUUGCACAGAGAAUAUUAAGAAUCAAGUCUUGUAAAGAUUUAAAUUUUCUUUUAUGUUGUGUGUGUACUCCAUUGUAUGCUUCAAUUGCACCCUCCUCUCUAUCUGAACUGCAAGGUACCAGCUAACCCCUUAGCCUCUGAACUACAGAGGAUGAAGCCGGUGUUACACUAUAUAAUCUUUUUGUCAACAAAUGCCACGAAAAGACCAAAACCAACAAUGUAGUCGUUUCUCAAGUGAGCCAGGUACUGUUUCAGUGGUGGAUUAAAGCACAUUUAGAGAUCUAGCAAGCAUUUAUUAGCCUGGCAUCACUCAUUUCAUUCACAUUGACACAACUGGAUGGACCUACGACCACUCAGUGCGAUGAAGUCCUUGACAGUGUUGUGCGACAGAAAAAAAAAAAAAUAACAGACUGCAGUGUGCAGAGACUAAAUGACUAAAUGGCUAAAUGAACUAUUGUGUAUGUAAUGUAACUAUUUUGAUAGUUGAUUGAUCAUUAAAUUAAAUCAUCUUUUUACUUUUGCUCAGAAACAUCAGGCGUUCUCUGGUUGCAGGAUUUUCUGCUGUCAUUGUCAGUUGUAUAUAUUGGAACUGGAAUAUUAUCUGGACUAUUGGGUCACACGAAACAAUCAAUUUGAAGAUGCCAACUUUAGGAUUUAGCAUUAGAAAACUGUGACAGGCAUUUGUUUUGUUUUCUGACAUUUGUUAAAGAAAUUAAUUAAUAAAAAUGAUAGGUAGAAAUAAUGGAACGAACAUGGCCAAUGGCUCAUUUAUGUGUGGCACAGAGGACUCAGAUGCAUUAAGUCCACUGUUGGCCGUGGUCUUUUGGUUAGAUUUGUUGACUGGGAAAAAAAAGAGAUACCACCAGUCUCUGAACCCUUAACACCUCGCAGUCAGAGAAGGCUUUGCAUGAUAAAUACUGUACAUCCACCACUGUGAUAACUGCCUUAAAGCAAUUCCCUACAUCUCUUACACUCAUGAUAGGCUGAGACGCAGAGUCGAUCGUGCAGUUCAUGUAGAUUAGGCUGUGAAGUAUGACCGGCUGUCUCUGUGGCUACCCUGUCUGCACUGAGAGUGGGUGGAAACCAGAGGGAUAGUGUCAGAAGUCAUACAUCUACCAUCACUGUUCCCACAGGAAGAGGUGGAGUGUGAACUGUCACAGUGGGGAAAAGCUAGUUGGGUUGAGCCUUGAGUUGAGACAAAGAAGGGUGCUCUGUGGCCUUGUUUCUGAUGGUUGUACAGUAAAUGUGUCAGGGACUUACAGCUUAUGUGUGUAAGAGUGUGUUUGAGUGAAAAGAGUGUAUGUAAAUGACAUUAUGUGGGUAUGUAUGUACAAAGAGUGCCAAAUGAAAUGAAAAUGUUUUGACUUGGCUUGGCUCUGUGUCUUGGCACAGUUUACUAAAACCCACCCACACAUUUUUCAGUUCAAACAUAAAUCUUUAGUCUGAAGUUGUAUUUCCUGGAGGAACAGUCACACCACUACAUGUUUAUGUAAUACUGCACACAGAUCAACAACAAUAAAUGUGCUUAUGUCAAAAGCCGG